GUUAAAUACCGUAAGAUUCAGGUUCGAGCGAAUCUGUAUUGCCGUUAAACCAGUAAUAAAUGUUGCUUCAUUAAUAGUUUAUACGGUAAAUUUCUACACAUAUAAACGCUCGGCUUUUUAUCUGUUAGCAACAUGUGCAAGCUGUAUGAUUAGCUACUUAGCUAGCAGUACAGAUUUGAAAAAAUGGCAGCGGACAUGAGGACGGAGGACUACCCUCAUGAGAUAGACGAACAGCUCACAGGCUUCGACUCCUCCGUUUCUUCUGUCAAAACCAUGUUAGAGAAAUUGAUGUCGAUGCCUAGAAAUGACCUGCUGCAAAAGCUGGAUCCUUUGGAUCAAGCCAAGCUGGACCUGAUGUCUGCCUACACCCUCAAUUCAUUAUUCUGGAUGUACUUGGUUACACAAGGAGUAAAUCCCAGAGAACAUGGAAUCAAGCAAGAAUUGGAGCGAAUAAGGACUUACAUGAACAGAGUGAAGGAGAUCACUGACAAGAAGAAAGCUGCCCGUCUAGAUAAAGGCGCCGCUGCACGCUUUCUCAGGAAUGCUCUCUAUGAUCCAGAGGAAAAAGAAUCGAGAAAAAGAACAGCAUCCAAGAAAGCAGCCAACACACCAGCUGACACCCCGCAGUCAAAGCGUCCAAAGCAGAGCUGAAAUUAAGGAGGAUCUGUACAGUCCUUGCAGUUUGCACCACUUACUUGGGCAGCAAACACUGGAGUUAACAACUUUGCUCACAAGAAAUUUUCUAAGACUGUUUGAUAAGGCAUCAUAUAAGACAACUUGAGACAACAAAAUAUACUUUGGUGUUCAUCUGGGUUGCUCACCAGUCAGGAUCAUGGAUUCAGCAAAUGUUGCUAGAUGUAGUAGAAACACAAGACUAACUAAAUGCCAUCUACAACACACCAUCCAGGUUUUUCUGAACAUAUUUCUGGACAAUGAUGCUGGCAACUGCUCUAGAAUUUAAUGGAUACGUAAAAAAUGUUUUUUUUGUAUUAAGGAUAAAUGUUAAUGCCUGUGUGUUUUGAAGUAAUUUUUGCAAUGUGCAUGUUUUUACACAUUGCACUGAUAAAUGUAUGGUGAUGCAUUUUCUUUUAUUGACUUUAAUUGACUUAAUGAAUAAUGCUGAACAAACCUGAUGUUUGAGUCAUUUUUAGUUUAUAUUCCUGUUCUUUUGUUCAUGUUUUCCAUUGUUACCUGUUAUUGUGCAGGAAACAUUGGUAAUAAAAUUCUUAGGUAAAACAA
Messenger RNA from Seriola dumerili (greater amberjack), 1239 nucleotides. It is a transcript of the gene c1d, whose product is annotated as C1D nuclear receptor corepressor. Gene Ontology annotation, cellular component: exosome (RNase complex); nucleolus. The coding region runs from base 184 to 651 and encodes 155 amino acids. The record is from RefSeq and is a predicted model, not a curated record. Gene Ontology annotation, molecular function: DNA binding; RNA binding. The transcript is spliced from 5 exons. NCBI's taxonomy places the organism in Eukaryota, Metazoa, Chordata, Actinopteri, Carangiformes, Carangidae. Gene Ontology annotation, biological process: maturation of 5.8S rRNA; regulation of gene expression.